AGCUCAGUAACUGUGCCAGAAACGCUGUUGUUUGUUUCAACUCUUGAUGGAAGUUUGCAUGCUGUCAGCAAGAGGACGGGAGCAAUCAAAUGGACUUUAAAAGAAGAUCCUGUACUCCAGGUGCCAAUACAUGUGGAAGAGCCAGCAUUUCUUCCAGACCCAAAUGAUGGCAGUUUAUAUACGCUUGGUGGCAAGAAUAGUGAAGGCUUGACCAAACUUCCAUUUACUAUCCCAGAGCUGGUGCAGGCAUCUCCCUGUCGCAGUUCAGAUGGGAUCCUGUACAUGGGUAAAAAGCAGGAUAUUUGGUACGUGAUUGACCUUAUGACUGGGGAGAAACAGCAAACCUUGACUUCCUCUUUUGCGGAAAGUCUUUGCCCAUCCACAUCCCUCCUGUAUCUUGGGAGAACAGAGUACACGAUCACAAUGUAUGACACGAAGAAGAAGGAGCUGCGAUGGAAUGCCACCUAUUUUGAUUAUGCAGCUACACUGCCUGAUGAAGAUCUAAAAUACAAAAUGUCCCACUUCGUGUCUAAUGGAGACGGACUGGUGGUGACCGUAGACAGUGAGUCUGGGGACGUACUGUGGAUUCAGAAUUACGCUUCUCCUGUGGUAGCGUUUUACAUCUGGCAACGUGAAGGAUUACGGAAGGUUAUGCACACUAACGUGGGGAUAGAAACUCUGCGGUACUUGACAUUCAUGUCUGGGGAGGUUGGACACAUUACCAAGUGGAAAUACCCUUUCCCAAAGGAAACGGAGACCAAGAGCAAACUGACAGGGACACAUUGCAUCCUUAAUUGUAACAAUAAUCUCUCUCUCUAGCCCCGUGGCAGUGCCAUACCCUUACUAGAGGGUCCAAAAACAGAAGGAGUCACAAUUGAAGACAAUGGCGAGUGUGUUAUCACCCCCAGUACUGACGUAAAGUUUUCAGGCAGACUGAAAGAAAAGAACAAACUCCACUACUGGAACGACUGGCUGCUGAUAGGGCACCACGAAACGCCAUUAUCUGCCCCUACAAAGAUCCUGGAGAAAUUCCCAAGCAACUUACCUAAGAGGCCUGAAAACGUGAUCUUUCCAGUUUUUGGAGCUUUCUGUGCCUCUUAGGUUAUUGACAUAGUUGAAGGUCCCUCAACAGAAGUGCCUACUGUCAUUCCAAAGGAUAUUGAGGAGAAACCUGCUCGGCCUGUCGCUCGGCCAGAGGCUCCUGUGGACUCCAUGUUGAAAGACAUGGCCACGAUCAUUCUCAGCACUUUCCUGCUUGUGGGCUGGGUGGCUUUUAUCAUCACUUAUCCAAUGAGUGUACAUCAGCAGCAACAGAGGCAGCAUCAGCUGGAAGAGAAGAUCCAGCUCUUGCAGCAGCAGAAGCUGCCCUUUCAUGCUCCCAGUGACCUACCUCCAGAAGCGGAUUUCUUGGACAUCUCAUAUGGACGGGCAGAGAGCUCAGCUACCAGCACACCAAAUGUGUCUCCCAGAGCAUCAAACCAUUCUGCAUAUUCCAGCAUCUCCACAUCUGAUGUUGGGAGCUGCCUCUCCACUGAGCAAGAAGAGGGAGAUGAAGAUGCAAACAGAGUGAUGGUUGGCAAGAUUUCCUUUAAUCCAAAAGAUGUAUUGGGACAUGGAGCUGAAGGGACAAUAGUUUACAGGGGCACAUUUGAUAACCGUGAUGUUGCAGUGAAAAGAAUUCUUCCUGAGUGCUUCAGCUUUGCAGACCGUGAAGUACAGUUGCUGCGAGAGUCAGAUGAGCAUCCUAAUGUGAUCCGCUAUUUCUGCACGGAGAAGGACCGGCAGUUUCAGUACAUAGCCAUUGAGCUGUGCGCUGCCACGUUACAGGAGUAUGUUGAGCAGAAGGCCUUCAGUCACCAUGGCUUACAACCCAUCACUCUCCUGCAACAGACGACAUCUGGUCUUGCUUACCUGCACUCCCUUAGUAUUGUCCACAGGGACCUGAAGCCCCAUAACAUCCUCAUCUCGAUGCCUAACGCCCAUGGGAAGGUGAAAGCUAUGAUUUCAGACUUCGGCCUGUGCAAGAAGCUGGCAGUGGGCAGGCACAGCUUUAGCCGUCGCUCGGGUGUGCCAGGCACCGAAGGGUGGAUUGCCCCAGAGAUGCUGAGUGAAGACUGCAAAGAGAACCCUACAUAUACCGUGGACAUCUUUUCAGCUGGCUGUGUCUUUUAUUACGUGGUAUCUGAAGGCAGCCACCCCUUUGGCAAAUCUCUGCAGCGGCAAGCCAACAUUCUGCUGGGUGCAUACAGCCUGGAGUCUUUAAGUGCAGGGAGGCACGAAGACAUAGUUGCUCAUGAUUUAAUAGAGCAAAUGAUAAACAUGGACCCUCAGAAACGACCGUCUGCCAGCUGUGUGCUGAAACACCCAUUCUUUUGGAGUUUAGAAAAGCAGCUCCAAUUUUUUCAGGAUGUUAGUGACCGGAUAGAGAAAGAAUCUUUAGAUGGUCCAAUAGUCAAGCAAUUGGAAAGAGGCGGAAGAGAAGUGGUGAAAAUGGACUGGAGAGAGCACAUCACGGUUCCUCUUCAGACAGAUCUUCGAAAAUUCAGAUCGUAUAAAGGAGGCUCAGUACGGGAUCUUCUGAGGGCAAUGAGAAAUAAGAAGCACCAUUACAGAGAACUGCCUCCCGACGUGCAGGAGACCCUGGGCUCCAUCCCAGAUGAUUUUGUAUGUUACUUUACAGCUCGUUUCCCUCAGCUGCUCCUACAUACCUACAGCGCUAUGCGUAUCUGCUGCCAAGAAAGACUGUUUCAGCAUUACUAUCAUCAGGACUCUGCUGAGCAGAGCCUUGCAGGAGACGCUGUUUGA
Messenger RNA from Opisthocomus hoazin, 2805 nucleotides. The record is from RefSeq and is a predicted model, not a curated record. NCBI's taxonomy places the organism in Eukaryota, Metazoa, Chordata, Aves, Opisthocomiformes, Opisthocomidae.